CACAUGUCAUCCAAAAAAUGAAAGCACAGAAUUGCCUUACGAAUUGACUUGUAGUUUCUCUCUGUGUUCCUGAAAUUCAGGCUUUGAACAGUAAGGGACGCUGUUGGUUUGUAGAACAUAUAUUUGUGUGAUGCAGGCAGAGCUCUCUGUUUUCCCCGCAGUUAGAACAAGCAGUGGGCUUAAUAAACGGAUCUCUGGCCGCCAGUUCAAUUCGAACGAGGAUUUCGAAGUCAGAGGAUUAUUUUAUGCAGACGGCGCUGUUCUUUUUGGAUUAUAUAGAGCACACUUUUUACGCGAGCUUUUCUUGUUGGAGCGAUGGCGCUUGAAAAAACGUUUCCUUCUGUAAAAUGGCCUUUGUAUUGCAGGUCAGUGUGGUCGUUUCUGUUCUUCUGCUGUGUCGGUCACAUCGUGUCUGGUCAAAUCAGGUAUACAAUUCCAGAGGAGAUGAAAAAGGGGUCACUUAUUGGCAAUGUAGCUCAAGAUCUCGGUUUGGACGUACAGAGGCUUCGCUCUGGCCGUGCCCGUAUCGUGACCAGACAAAGCAUCCAGUACACCGAGCUGAAAACAGACAAAGGCAUUUUAGUCGUGAACGAGAGAAUAGACCGAGAGCAGCUAUGUGGAGACGUAACGCCGUGUAGUUUCAGCUUUGAGGUGAUUUUAGAAAAUCCGAUGGAGCUACACAGAAUAACAGUCGAAAUAACUGAUAUCAAUGACAACUCUCCGACAUUUAGGAAGGAUGAAAUUAAAUUUGAAAUAAGCGAAUCUGCGGUAUUGGGGUCUCGUUUUUUGUUAGCAAGCGCGGAGGAUGCAGAUGUGGGUAGCAAUGGUCUACAGAAAUACAUACUUACUACGAACGAUGUACUUACUUUGAAGCAACACUCUAGUCCAGAUGGUCGGAAAUAUGCUGAGAUGAUCUUACAAAAACCAUUAGAUAGAGAAAUGGAGCCAAGAAUGUCUUUGAAGCUCUUCGCUGUUGACGGUGGAUCUCCGCAUAGAUCUGGUACAGUGAAUAUAGAGAUCACAGUGCUUGACGCCAAUGACAACCCUCCUAUUUUUAACCAGACGCUUUAUAGGACUGCAGUCUUUGAAAAUGCAUUAGAAGGUACUUAUAUCACGACAGUGAAUGCAAGUGAUGCAGACAUCGGGUCAAACGGCCUUGUCACAUACAGAUUUUCAAAUAUGAAAGAGCGGCUGGCUGACAUAUUUCACUUAGAUGACGUUACGGGAACCAUCACACUUGUAGGGAGAGUAGAUUAUGAAAAAGACAAGAAAUAUGAAAUUAUAGUAGAGGCCAUGGACCAAGGAGGUCUGACAGAUUCAAGUAAGGUGCUAAUUGAAAUUGUUGAUGUCAACGAUAACGCCCCUGUCAUAAACGUGAUGUCUUUCUCCAGCCCUGUGCCGGAGGAUUCCCCCUGGGGCACCACAGUGGCAAUAAUUAACGUCGUUGACGCAGACUCGGAACAAAAUGGUCAAAUUACUUGUAAAACCGACAAUAUUCUCCCAUUUAAAGUAAAAUCGACAUUAACUAAUUACUAUGCAUUAAUAACCGACUCACCUUUAGACAGAGAACUUGUGCCAGAGUAUAACAUAACCGUUAGGGCCACAGAUUCUGGAACCCCAUCACUGUCAAGCACAACAGUGUUAUGUUUGAGGAUCUCUGACGUGAAUGACAAUGCCCCGUUAUUUGACAAAAUUAGUUACAUUGCACAUCUGACGGAAAACAAUACCCCUGGGAUGUCAAUAUUUUCCGUCAAAGCUCGAGACAGUGACUCAAAUCAGAACUCUCGAAUAUCCUACCUUCUAGAAGAAACACAGAUCAAUGGCAGUCCAACUUCCUCUUAUGUCUCCAUAAACAGUGAAACUGGAGCUAUCCAUGCAGUACGCUCAUUUGACUAUGAACAAAUUAAACAACUUCAGUUGGUAGUAAAAGCUCAGGAUGGAGGCUCUCCUCCUAUCAGUAGCAACGUGACAGUGAAAAUCAUGAUCCAGGACCAGAACGACAACCCUCCUCAGGUUCUGUAUCCAGUCCAGACUGGUGGCUCUCUGGUGGCUGAGAUGGUUCCUCGUUCAGCAGAUGUGGGCUAUCUGGUGACUAAAGUGGUGGCUGUUGAUGUGGACUCUGGACAGAAUGCCUGGCUCUCCUAUAAACUACAGAAAGCCUCAGACAGGGCGCUGUUUGAAGUGGGCUUACAGAACGGAGAAAUCAGAACCAUCCGCCAAGUGACUGAUAAAGAUUCUGUGAAACAAAGACUGACUGUUAUAGUGGAGGACAACGGGCAGCCCUCUCGUUCAGCUACAGUCAUUCUUAAUGUGGCGGUGGCAGACAGCUUCCCUGAAGUGCUGUCGGAGUUCACUGACUUUCCACACGACAAGGAGUACAAUGACAACCUGACUUUUUACUUAGUGUUGGCUCUAGCUGUAGUUUCCUUCCUCUUCAUCACGUGUUUAGUGGUUAUCAUAUCAGUGAAGAUCUACAGGUGGAGACAGUCUCGCAUCCUGUAUCACUCCAACCUCCCUGUGAUUCCAUAUUAUCCACCACGUUACUCAGACACUUUGGGGACAGGGACUCUCCAACACAUGUACAAUUACGAGGUGUGCAGGACGACUGACUCCAGAAAGAGUGACUGUAAGUUCGGCAGAGCUGGUAGUCAGAACGUGUUGAUAAUGGACCCCAGUUCUACAGGGACGAUGCAGCGGAUGCAGACUGAGAAGAGCAUCUUGGAUGAACCAGACUCUCCUCUAGAGGUCAGUUAAAU
Messenger RNA from Mugil cephalus (flathead mullet), 2756 nucleotides. Its product is annotated as protocadherin gamma-A1-like. Gene Ontology annotation, biological process: homophilic cell-cell adhesion. Bases 316 to 2754 code for a protein of 812 amino acids. NCBI's taxonomy places the organism in Eukaryota, Metazoa, Chordata, Actinopteri, Mugiliformes, Mugilidae. Gene Ontology annotation, molecular function: calcium ion binding. The record is from RefSeq and is a predicted model, not a curated record. Gene Ontology annotation, cellular component: plasma membrane. The transcript has a single exon.